AUGUCUGGAGAAAUGAUAGAGAACGCGGUAAGAUGUGGAAGGAUUGAAGCAGGGGAAAGUGCUAAGAGAUCAACCCCGAGAAGGAAAGAGAACGAUGUGAACAACAUGAGUAUGUAUAAUAAGCCAGUCACCAUGAGCCAACCAAAGAUGGUGACUACCAGCCAUCAUGGCUCCGCAAGACGGGACUUCAACCCAAGGCCUAGCACGGAAAGAGUCCAGUUUACUCCUAUCCCGAUGUCCUACAAGGAAUUGUACCAGAGCUUAUUCGAUGCCCAUGUAGUGUCGCCCUUCUAUCUAAAGCCAAUGCAACCCCCAUUCCCCAAAUGCUGCAAUGUGACGAUCCCAGGAAAGAAGAGCCCGGCCAGUGCUUCACAAGAAAACCAAGACGUAGGUUUUUUUACACGCAGUGGGAGACGUUAUGUUCCCGAAGGCACAGGAACCAAAAUUGCCAAAGAAAAGGUCCCGACAGUAGAGCAAAGGAAAGAAAAGAUGGUCGAGUUCGAAUCGCCAGUCAAUGAGUCAGUAACCGAGAAUGAAGCCAGGGAAUUCUUAAAAUUUUUAAAACACAGUGAGUACAGCGUCGUUGAACAGCUACAUAAGCAACCAGCUCGCAUUUCGGUGCUGGCCUUACUCUUGAGCUCAGAAACGCAUCGGAGCGCGUUAAUGAAAGUGCUGAACGAGACAUACGUCGCGCAUGACAUCUCUGUCAACAAACUGGACCGCCUGGUCAACAAUAUCAGCGCUGACAAUUUUAUUUUCUUUAACGACGACGAAAUACCACUAGGAGGCAUGGGGUCCACAAAGGCCCUGCACAUUACCACGCGUUGCAAGGGAUACACAUUACCGGGGGUACUGAUCGAUAAUGGAUCAGCACUAAACGUCUUACCCCUAUCCACACUGAAAAGGUUGCCCGUGGAUAGUUCCCAUAUGAAGACAUGCCUAAAUGUAGUAAGGGCGUUUGACGGUACUGAAAGAAACGUAAUGGGGAGGAUUGAAUUACCCCUUCAAAUCGGUCCUAGCACGUACGAGAUAGACUUCUUAGUGAUAGACAUUAAACCCUCUUAUAAUUGCCUAUUGGGAAGACCUUGGAUCCACUCGGCAGGGGCAGUGCCGUCAUCAUUACAUCAGAAGCUUAAACUUAUAACGGAAGGUCGAUUGGUGACCAUAAAUGCGGAGGAAGACAUCAUUGCAUCUGUUACCAGCAACGCACCAUAUGUGGGGACAGAUGAUGAAGCCAUAGAAUGUUCUUUUCGAUCGUUGGAAUUAAAUAAAUCGACAUUUGUUGUCGAAGGAAAUAAAGUCCCAACACCGGACUUUCCAAAACCACAAGAAUGGGACUACAACCGAUGGUUGGGAAGGAGCCUUGCCGUGGAAAGGACUUGGAAGAAGCCUACAAGGAAGGGUCAAAGUACCUAUGCUCACGGACAACGGGACCGCUUUGGCUUAGGAUUCAAGCCGGAUGCAAGACAAAAGAAAGAGGAGCAAGAGAAGAAACGAGAAAGGAGAAGAGCGCGUUUGAGCGGGAAGAGAUUAAAUGGAAACCAAUGA
Messenger RNA from Gossypium arboreum, 1548 nucleotides. RefSeq lists its product as uncharacterized. NCBI's taxonomy places the organism in Eukaryota, Viridiplantae, Streptophyta, Magnoliopsida, Malvales, Malvaceae. The transcript has 2 exons. The record is from RefSeq and is a predicted model, not a curated record. Bases 1 to 1548 code for a protein of 515 amino acids.